This is a messenger RNA of Engraulis encrasicolus (European anchovy), 4291 nucleotides long. RefSeq names its product histone-lysine N-methyltransferase PRDM9-like. Gene Ontology annotation, biological process: regulation of DNA-templated transcription. Gene Ontology annotation, molecular function: histone methyltransferase activity; protein binding. NCBI's taxonomy places the organism in Eukaryota, Metazoa, Chordata, Actinopteri, Clupeiformes, Engraulidae. The transcript is spliced from 11 exons. The coding region runs from base 137 to 3091 and encodes 984 amino acids. The record is from RefSeq and is a predicted model, not a curated record.
CCUUGCAAUCGCUUCACUUCACGAGAUGGUGGAAUGACAGCCAACACAGGAGAAAGAGAACAAGACAUGUAGUCAGUUUCACUCACAUGUUACCGAUAAAGUGACUGCAGGGUCUGAACUUCACUUGUCUACAGUCAUGAGUUCGUCUGAUGAGGAUUCCCUCCUUGAUGAGCUGAGAGAGUACUUCAGUGAAUCGGAAUGGGCUCGACUGCCCAAAUGGGAGAAGGAAGGCUACAGGAACAUGAAGAGGACCCACCUGUACUUGAUAUCCAUAGGUCAGCGCUGUCCUACUCCAGCGUUCAUGAGCAGGAGGCGUGGGGCCAUCAGUCCACUGGGCACGCCCACAUGGUAUCUGAGUGACUCAGAGGACGGCUGGGAGUCAAGCGAGGAGGAGGAGAGACCGAAGGAGGAGGAGGAGGAGAGAACAACGGAGAAGGAGAGACCAGAGGAGGAGGAUGAAGAGAAGGAGACUCCCAGCGAGGAGAGAACGUCACACGGUCACACACACACACCGAGCUUGGAGAAAAGACCAGAUGAGGAGGAGGAAGAGAGACACAACAUUGAGAGACCAUGGCGAGGACACUCACACACACACAACGUGGAGAGACCACCACUAGAGGAGAUGUCACCCAACUUGGAGAGAGCUCCGCUAGACCACUCACACACACACACUCCAGACACCAGCGACUCAGAAGAUUGGACACCCAUCUCGGAGAGACUGUGGCUGAGUCACACACACACACCCAGCUCAGAGAGACCGUCGUCAGGUCACACACACACAUUCAGCUCGGAGAGACUGUGGUCCGGUCACACACACUCACUCACUACUGACAUCGGCGACUCAGAAGAGUGGACAGCAAGCUUGGAAACAUCACCGCCUGAUCUCACACACUCGCCCGGCACAGAGAGCUCACACACACACACUCCAGACACCAGCGACUCAGAAGAAUGGACACCCAUCUCGGAGAGACCAUGGCAAGCCUCUCUCUCUAUUGGGCCUCCUUCUAGCCUUCCUGAUGAACACACAGCUGGUCCUGUGAGACACACACCGCCUCAGGUGUGCAGCACAGAGUCGGGCAGGGAGAGAGAUGGACUGGAGAGUUUAGAUGGACAGCGAGCCAGAGAGCCAAAUGCCACAGCAAAGACAUCUGCUGUGUUGAAGAGAGAAUGGUUGACGGAGCAGAAAGCCAAGCUGAGAAGCUGCUGGAGGGGAGAUAACCUGCGCCGCAAACCCAGAGUCCGCUACUCCGAGGGGGAACGCAGAGAUGACGAGGACUUCUACUGUGAGCAGUGUGGGUCGUUCUUCGUGGAUGAGUGCUGGAUCCACGGCCCCCCCAUCUUCAUUCCUGACACCCCAACGCCCGUUGGUGUCCCAGACCGGGCCAGAUUCACGGUACCUCCGGGCCUGGAGGUCAGCAAGUCCCACAUCCCCAAUGCAGGACUGGGGGUGUUCAACAACCGGGGCUAUGACAUAGCCAGAGGAACUCACUUUGGACCCUACGAGGGAGAAAUCGCAGACAAGGACCAGGCCAUAGAGAGUGGAUACUCCUGGGUGAUUUCUAAGAGUCAUCAAGAAGACGAGUACAUAGACGCUAACAGACCCACUCACUCCAACUGGAUGAGGUAUGUGAACUGCGCUCGUGGCAGUGAGGAGCAGAAUCUGGUGGCGUUUCAGUACAGAGGAGAGAUUGUGUAUCGCUGCUGUCGACACAUUGGCCAUGGAGAAGAGCUGCUGGUCUGGUAUGGAGACGACUACGCCAGGAAGCUGGAAAACACUUUUGACUUCCUCUGGGACGUCAAGUGCGGCGCCACAGAGGCGUCUGUGGCAUCUCAGGUGUUCUCCUGCUCUCUGUGCCCGUUCUCCUUCACGGCUCAGAUUUACCUGCAAAAACACAUGAAAAGGAGUCACCCAGACAAGUAUGUACGUCUGCUGAGGUCUGGAGAGACCAGAUCAGAGACUCUGUUUCCUUCUCCAGGCAACAGAGGGGGAAACCAUCACACUCAACAGCCCAGUGCACGGGACACUCAACAUUCCACAGUAUGGGAGUUCACACCAGACACACAGCCCUCUCCAGAGCAGCGAAGACCACAAACUCAGACAACGCACCAGCACACACACACCGCAGAGAAGAAGGAGCACUGCACUGACUCUGGCAAGAACUUCAGUCAAGAGCAACACGUAAAAGCACACCAGCAUACUCCCACAGGAGAGAGACCGUAUUACUGCACUCACUGUGGCAAGAGUUUCGCUCAACAGGGAUAUCUAAGAGUACACCAGCGAAUUCACACAGGAGAGAGGCCAUAUCACUGCACUCAGUGUGGCAAGAGAUUCACUCAAAAGGGGUCUUUAAAAUUACACCAGCGCAUUCACACUGGAGAAAGGCCGUAUCACUGCAUUUACUGUAAAAAGAGUUUCACUCUACAGGGAUAUCUAAGAAUACAUCAGCGCAUUCACACAGGAGAGAGGCCAUAUCACUGCAUUCAGUGCAGCAAGAGCUUCAUGAGCGCAGGGCAUUUAAAACAACACCAGCGCAUUCACACAGGAGAGAGGCCGUAUCACUGCACUCAGUGUAACAAGAGUUUCACUCAAGGGGUAUCUUUAAGAUUACACCAGCGCAUUCACACAGCAGAAAGGCUGUAUCACUGCACUCAAUGUAACAACAGUUUCACUCAAGAGAGAUCUUUAAGAUUACACCAGCGCAUUCACACAGGAGAGAGGCUGUAUCACUGCACUCAGUGUAACAAGAGUUUCACUCAAGGGGGAUCUCUAAGAAUACAUCAGCGCAUUCACACAGGAGAGAGGCUGUAUCACUGCACUCAGUGUAACAAGAGUUUCACUCAAGGGGGAUCUCUAAGAAUACAUCAGCGCAUUCACACAGGAGAGCGGCCAUAUCACUGCACUCAGUGUGGCAAGAGCUUCACUAGAAGUAACGAUUUACAACGACACCAUCGCAUACAUAACAGAGACCGUAUCACUGCACUCAGCGUGGCAAGAGUUUCACUAAAAGGAACGAUUAACAACAACACCAGCGCAUACACAACGGAGAGAGACCGUAUCACAGCACUCAGCGUGGCAAGAGUUUUACACUAGAGGGAUCUUUAAAAAUACAUCAGCGCACUCACAGGAGAGAGGCCAUACUCAGUGGGACUGACAUUUCCUCAUGUUUCGUGGUUGUAAGAAAUUUUAGUGCUCUCAAAGUAAAGAGCCCUAAUCACUCUUGCUGAUCAAGACCAGUGUCUUAUUUAGAUGUAGAUUUGCUGAUCAAGACCAGUGUCUUAUUUAGAUGUAGAUGGAAAUGGCAAUUACGAAAACUUUUUUUUACCUUUGUUUUUUUCCCCCAAAUAUAACAAGCCAGUAAUUGGCAAGAAUGUAAUGAAUCUGUUAUUCUGUGUUUUCAGCUACAAUAAGGAAGAUACCGAAUUCCAAAAGUGGACAUGCUAAAAAGUGGCAAUGUCAUGUUAUUUAUGGUUAAAGUUAAAUUUGUUCAAUCAGUUUGUAAUAUUGUAUUCAUUUGCAAUAUUGAUUAACUUGUCUCUGAUCUGAAACUUAAGUAAAUGAUGGAUGUCCGCAACACUGUUAAUGCUCCUUAGUCUUUUUUCAAGUGCAAUGUGAUCUGAAACUUACAUGAACUCAGUUAAAAAUAUAAGUCUUCUGUUCAGUGUUUGAAGCCUUAGGUUGGAGACACUUGGUAUUUAGUGAAUACAAUAAAAAUGCUGUCGUUUUCAAAACAUUAAAUCUGCUAAUAAGAUGGAACAUUGUGCAAAGACAGUAUAUGAGUCACUAAAGCAGAGAAAUGAUAUUGUUGUAAUGAACAUAUGAACUCAUAUACAAUCUCAAACAAUUACCGUAACGAACAACUGUAAGUUAGGACAGGCAGGGUCAGGAAACUGAUUACGGUAAGUACCGGCAUGAUUUUAUACAAACAUAUUUUGUCCUAGACAUUAUUUCAGCAGCUCAACUGGUAGGUGUUUUCUUCAUUGUGUUCCUUUUUGUUAUGCUUAAUAUGUGACGGAUCCGGACGGCUGGCUAGUUACUCUUAUGAUGGAGUUGGAACAUAGUAGAGCAGAGGUGGGGAAACUAUGUCUCGAGGGCCGUUUACGGCUUUCGGAGGACCUUUACGGCCCUUGGAGAAAUUUGAAGUGGCCCCUUGAAUGGAAAAGGUUCCCCACCCCUGUAGAGAAUGCAAUUUGCCAUCAUUACGUGGCAAGACUGUCCUCCAAAAUAUAAUGCCUUGGCAGCUGUGUAUGCUGUGGAGUGCCCUUGAAACCAGAAGUUUACAUGCACUGUAUG